Molecule: messenger RNA, 1875 nt
Organism: Aspergillus niger
Lineage: Eukaryota; Fungi; Ascomycota; Eurotiomycetes; Eurotiales; Aspergillaceae
Exons: 8
Coding region: 1-1875 (624 amino acids)
Biological process (GO): transmembrane transport
Molecular function (GO): transmembrane transporter activity
Source: RefSeq, a predicted model, not a curated record
AUGAAGACACCGUUCUUCCCACAGGAUCUAGCAUAUAGUGAGCUCACUACCCCCCUGUCAAUGUGCUGUCCAAACUUUUGCUUUUCCCAGACUCUUGCGCGUACGCGGUCGCAAUCCCUGUCACCAAUAAAAACUUAUUCACAGGCCCCGGCUCAAGGAAUUAGUACCAUGGAAAAGCCUACGGAUGAUUUACCUACUCCUUUGGACACCAAAGACCAUGCGGCGUUUAAAUCCUUCGACCUAUCAAGUGACGGGCUACGGACAAAAGACGGCGUUGUCUUAGUUCCUCAACCAUCCCAAGAUCCUGAAGACCCAUUGGCAUGUUGUUUCUUUCCGUACAUCAUCCAUCCUAAUUGGGCCAGAGGUCGGAAGUUGAGAAACCUGACUAUCCUCUGUAUGGCAGGGUUCGCAGGGACCGCACUAGAUCUGGCGAACCAACUUGCUAUGAAGGACCAGGCGAAAAAUUGGGAUAAGGAACUUAUAGAGAUUACUUACACCAUCUCUGCCUCGAUCGCAGGUAUUGCCUAUGGGCCAUUGCUGAUUAAUCCGGUGGCGCAAGCAUUUGGUCGCACUGCGAUUAUAUUUUGGUGCCUGGUGUUUGCGAUGGCCUGUGCUAUAUGGUCAGCUUGCAUGACAAGCAAAGGCGACUAUGAGCGUUUUGUUGCAUCGCGUCUGUUUGACGGUAUAUUCGGAUCAAUCCCCUCCAUCGUUGGCGUGGGAGCCGUGUAUGACAUGUUUUUCUUGCAUGAGCGUGGCAAGGCAUAUGCCAUCUUCCAUGUCUCCUUCCUGUUUGGCACGGUUGCGGGUCCAACCUUUGGGGGGUUCAUCGUCCAACAUACGAACUGGCCCUGGGUGUUCUGGUGGAUCGUGAUCGCGCAGGGACUUGUUCUCAUCCUUGGGUCGCAUCGCUCGGCUACCCUUCCGGGUUGGUUUCUCGCCCGUUGGUCUGCUUAUUGGCAUCUUCCAACUAGCAUCUUUUGGCUGUCCUCAACGGAACGCCUUCUGUACGCCUUCACUCCCCUCCCCCUCCCCAAAUUCCUUAUGCCCAUGGCUAACCACCACGAAGUCAUCUUCUCCCUCUGGGUUGGCCUUCUGACGGCCGAACUAUGGGGCUACCUCUGUAACGACCGCAUCGCUCUAUGGAUCUGCCGCACGCGCGAGAAGGGUGUAUGGAAGCCUGAGUGUCGGCUACAUGCCCUCUGGGUCCCAUCCCUCAUUAUUCUCCCCAUCGGCCUCGGCAUUGUCGGAUCUGCUCUGCAAUACCAUCUCCACUACAUGGUCCUCGCCCUAGGUGCCUACCUCAUCACCUUCGCCUCGAUGAGCUCUGUCCCAAUCGCUGUAACUUACAUGAUCGAAUGUGUCGCCUCGCAGCCCACCGAGAUGGGUGCGUUUAUGGGCGCUUAUCGUCUUACACUGGGGUUGGUCGUGCCGUUCUUCAUCGAUCAGUGGGUGGCCCGGGUGGGCUUCGGUUGGGUAUAUGGGAUGAUGGCUUUCUUUUCGAUUUUUGCUUUUGGGUUUGUUGUACAAAUGCCAAAAACGAGGUUGCAUACCGGAUAUUCAAAAUUUUCAGGCGUCCUGAAUCUAAGGGCUAUUCCCUUCGAGGCUGAUAUAAUAGGUUUCUUGGCCAUCAAGACAUUCCUGAAGAUAUAUGGAUACAAUCUUACAACGACUGACAUGCCAGGGCUUCCCAUAGCCUCCUCUCGUUCGAAUCAAAUCAUAGGAGAUCUGAUUACAACUGAAAAAUUGGACCUAGACGUCAUGUGCCAGUAUGCCCCUACGUGCUUUGUCGGCGUUGAUGCUAUCCAAAGGGACAAUGUUAAGCGGGGUAAACAUAAUGAAUAUGAGCCUUGCGAGGCAAUAGGCAGUUGUCCAUGA